AUGUCGUCUUGGAAUAUCACCAAGAAGCUCAAAGAGACGCAUCUUGGUCCCCUAACGUCUACCUUUUCUCGAACCCCAUCUUCACAAACUCUUAGGGAAUCAUCCAAAGAUGAGAAAUCUGGCACACCAAGUCCGGCACCAUCUAUCAACGAUAAUGGAAUAGCUGCUUCCGAAGCCAUAGCCACUCAACCACAAUCCGCUCCUCGACCGGGUAUUCUCAUCGUUACUCUUCACGAAGGAAGUGGAUUCUCUCUACCAGAUCAGUAUAAACAAGUCUUCAGCAAUCAUACACAGAAUUCAUUAUCUGCGGGAAAUGGCUUUGGAGUUGCAGGUUCAGUACGUUCCGGGGCUUCAAACCAAGUCGCUGGAUCUUAUUCGAAUACGAGACCACAAACAUCUGGAGGUGGAAUUCAAGUUCCUACUAACCAUGGACGUAUCUCCUCCAAAUACCUUCCAUAUGCCUUGUUAGAUUUCGAUAAGAUGCAAGUUUUUGUCAAUUCGGUUGCAGGAUCCCCUGAAAACCCCUUGUGGGCUGGAGAUAAUACUCAAUACAAGUUUGAUGUUUCAAGAGUUACCGAAUUAGCAGUUCAUUUAUAUCUCCGAAACCCAAAUGCGCCUCCGGGAUCCGGUCGAAGUCAAGAUAUUUUCCUUGGUGUUACGCGCAUCAACCCUCGAUUCGAAGAAAAGCACAAAUACGUCGAAGACCCCAAGUUGGGAAAAAAAGACAAGGAAAAGGCCGCUGCAGAAUUUCAAAGAAGAGAGAGCACAUUGGGACAGAGUGGACCGGAAUGGUUAGACGUUCAAUACGGUACUGGAAAGAUUCGCAUUGGCGUUGAAUAUGUUGAGAAUAGAACAAGAGCAUUGAAGAUUGAAGAUUUCGACCUAUUGAAAGUGGUUGGAAAAGGAAGUUUUGGAAAGGUCAUGCAAGUCAAGAAGAAAGAUACCCAACGAAUUUACGCCCUCAAGACCAUUCGAAAAGCUCAUAUUAUUUCACGAUCAGAAGUCGCACACACGUUGGCAGAAAGAUCGGUCCUUUCUCAAAUCAACAAUCCAUUCAUUGUUCCUCUCAAGUUUACUUUCCAAUCGCCAGAAAAGUUAUAUUUCGUCUUGGCAUUUGUCAACGGCGGUGAACUCUUCCAUCAUCUUCAGAAGGAAUCUCGCUUCGACAUCAAUCGUUCAAGAUUUUAUACAGCCGAACUACUUUGCGCUUUAGAAUGUUUACAUGGUUUCAACGUCAUCUAUCGUGACUUGAAACCAGAGAACAUUCUUUUGGAUUACUCGGGUCACAUUGCACUUUGUGAUUUUGGCUUGUGUAAACUUGACAUGAAGGAUGAGGAUCGCACCAAUACCUUCUGUGGAACUCCCGAAUACUUGGCACCAGAAUUGUUGAUGGGACAAGGUUACACUAAGACGGUUGAUUGGUGGACCCUUGGUGUUUUGCUCUAUGAGAUGUUGACUGGUUUACCUCCUUUCUACGAUGAGAAUACCAAUGAGAUGUAUCGCAAGAUUUUGAGCGAUCCAUUGAACUUCCCUGGACCUGAAAUUGUUCCACCUGCUGCUAAGGAUCUUUUGCAGAAACUUCUCAACAGAAAACCAGAUCUAAGAUUGGGUGCAAAUGGUGCAUCGGAGAUUAAGGCCCAUCCUUUCUUCCACAGUAUUGAUUGGCGAAAGUUACUUCAAAGAAAGUAUGAGCCUACAUUCAAACCUAACGUGACGGAUGCCCUUGAUACCACCAACUUUGAUGUAGAAUUUACCUCCCAAGCACCAGCCGAUUCAUUGGUAGAGGGUGGACAGUUGUCAUCCACCAUGCAAGAACAAUUUACUGGAUGGUCUUACAACAGACCGGUUGCUGGAUUGGGAGAUGGAGGCGGAAGUAUCAAAGAUCCAAGUUUCGUAGGAAGUGUACAGGAUAGAUAG
Botrytis fragariae is the source of this 1917-nucleotide messenger RNA. Its product is annotated as putative serine threonine-protein kinase gad8 protein. The record is from RefSeq and is a predicted model, not a curated record. Gene Ontology annotation, biological process: protein phosphorylation. NCBI's taxonomy places the organism in Eukaryota, Fungi, Ascomycota, Leotiomycetes, Helotiales, Sclerotiniaceae. Gene Ontology annotation, molecular function: protein serine/threonine kinase activity; ATP binding. The transcript is spliced from 4 exons. Bases 1 to 1917 code for a protein of 638 amino acids.